This is a messenger RNA of Guyanagaster necrorhizus, 2178 nucleotides long. RefSeq names its product NAD(P)-binding protein. The transcript is spliced from 3 exons. The record is from RefSeq and is a predicted model, not a curated record. Lineage: Eukaryota; Fungi; Basidiomycota; Agaricomycetes; Agaricales; Physalacriaceae. Bases 391 to 1920 code for a protein of 509 amino acids. Gene Ontology annotation, biological process: steroid biosynthetic process. Gene Ontology annotation, molecular function: oxidoreductase activity, acting on the CH-OH group of donors, NAD or NADP as acceptor.
CUAAGUAUGGUCAACGUCAACCUAACAUUUAAAGGAUUUGCGUCCGAUAACAACGUCAUCCAACGAACGGAGCAGGCCAACAAGACUUUGACACUGGCGAUACUCGCCACCAUCGGCCUAGCAGUAAAGAACCGUCAAGAGGGAAAACUAGACAAAGUCUCUUACCGACCUGUAAGGCUGUAACCGAGCACCUAAACGUCCUAGAAUAUGGUAGUGUAUACCCUGUAUAGAAGCCCGUGCUCAAGAGAAGGGGAAAAAAUCAAUGGGGUAUAAGGUAAAGACAGUUAAACAAAGGAAUGGUCGUGCCAAAUUUCCAUUUCGAGUUCAACCGCCCUCAUAUAUGCACCUCUACCUCCUCCUUCUCCCAACAAAGUCUCGUCACGAGCGACAAUGUCUCUUGUUCAAUGGGCGACACCUAGCAUCCUUUCUUUCUUCCUGAUUCUCCUCUACAUCCGCGACAAUGACAGGAAGCUAAAGGCUAUUCCAGCGCGUGCAGCGCAUUUCUCACCAGUUCGUUGGUCGCCGAAGGACGUGGAGAGGAUGGCUUCCGAGUGCGAGCUUGCCGCCCCGUCGAUAGAUGACCAGCUGCCGCCGAAGACCGGAAGGAGGUAUAUAGUUGUUGGUGGAGCAGGAUUCCUUGGUGGGUGGAUUGUACUGCAGCUGCUUAAACGGGGAGAAGACCCCAAGUGUAUCAGAAUACUCGACAUUCGUCCUCCAAAACGCCUAGAUCUCCUCGAAGGAAAGGCAAAGGACGUGAAUUUUAUCCAAGUUGAUAUUUCCGACAAGGUGGCCGUCGACGCGGCUUUCAGCAAGCCUUGGCCUGAUGACGACAAGUCACCAAUAUCGGUAUUCAACACGGCCGCUAAUAUACGGUUCUACGAACGACACGCUUCUCUCAUCCCAUUAUCCGCCAAGGUCAACGUCCAAGGUCCCGAGAAUAUCAUUGACGCGUGCCGGAAAGUCGGCGUGUCAAUUCUCGUACAUACCUCGUCCGGCUCCGUUGCAGUGCAUAGCUCACGUUUUCUACUCUGGCCGUGGCAGGAGGAGCCCAGACAGUUUGUCCAAGUCAUCAACGACGACGAUGAGCUUAUUCCCAAGGCCCAUCAAGACUUUUUCUCAAAUUAUGGAUAUACGAAACGACAAGCAGAAGUACUGGUGCGUGGGGCCAACGACGCGGAUGGGCUUCGAACCGGGUGCUUGAGGCCGGGGAAUGGUAUCUUUGGUGCUGGAGGAGACAUGCUUUGCGGGGCAUAUCUCGUCCGGAAAAGCAACCCUACAUGGAUACAGAACAUCGUCUCCUCGUUCGUAUAUGUGGAAAACUGCGCCGUUGCGCAUCUUCUCUAUGAACAGCGCCUUAUCGAGUCGCCCAAUCUUGGCGGACAAGCUUUCUGCAUCGCUGACCCUGGCCUACCCCCAACCUACGGGGACGUCUACACCGAACUCGAAGUCCUCGACGGAGAAGUCUCCUUUCCCCACCUUUCCCCCACUUUCAUACUCCUCCUCGCCUAUUUUUUCGAGUUCCUCUACCUCACGCGCUACCUUUUGAAUGUUUACGGAUACCCUUUCCUGGCUAGUUUUAUACCCAAUAUCGGUGGAAGCGAUCUCGUCAACCUCCAACCUUCUCUGUACAAUUUGACGAUGGUGCAUCUGAUUUUUGAUGAUUCCCGGGCGAGGUUGUCGCCGGAUAAGGGAGGGUUGGGGUAUAAGGGCGCUUUUACGACGUUUGAGGGGCUGUAUAAGACGGCCGUGGAGCAUAGACGUGGUUUGAAUCGGCCUGGGGCGAUGGCGAGGUCUGAUGUGGCGGGAGUGAGCUUUAAAGGGAUGGGGUUCAUGAAGGCCCAGCGUGGUGUUGGAUGGCUGGCAGAUAAGAUCAAGGAGGAGACUGGUGUUGACCCGGUGGAAGUCUUGGCGAGUUCAUGAUACUCUGGGGUUCAGAAGGACAUGGAAUAUACCGCGCUCUUGUAUUAUGAGCUCAAUGGACUGCUGUGCAUCGAAGCAAAUGCGCGAGAACGAUGGAACGUUGUUCAGAUCUGCAGUACUUCCCAAUUACUUACUGUAGCCUUAGGUCAUUAUUAUUCUCGGGAGGGGCACAUAUGACUUUCGCGACUUUUAUGUGCUGUCCGUAUAGCGAUGCCAACACGGUAGUCACCUCAACGAAAAAAAAAAAAACCAGACCAC